GUGGUGUCGGGCACUGCGGGGCGGGCGGGGGCUCAGCCCCGAGCAGCAGCAGCCGCCGCGGAGGAGCUGAGAGGCGAGGCGAGGCGAGGCGCGGCGCUGCGGGGAGCUCCGACCCGCGGAGCAAGAAGGGUUCCCCGGGGCUGCGGGGCAGGAGUCCGCGAUGCCGCUCGCCCGCCCACUGCCCUCCGCCUGAGGCAGUGCUGGCACCGGCGGGCUGGGCUCGCUGCAGGGCUUGAGGGGCAUCUUUUCCCCCCUCUGUUUGAGACGUGUGCCCCGGGCAGCCGCAGCCGGUGCCGAGGGCUCGUCUGAAACCCGAGCGCAGCCCUCGCUGCCGCCACCAUGGGGGGCAACCUGGGCUGCCACCGCUCCAUCCCCAGGGACCCCUCGGACAUCUGCCACAGCCGCAAGUUCAGCGCCGCCUGCAACUUCAGCAACAUCCUCGUGAACCAGGAGCGGCUGAACAUCAACACGGCCACGGAGGAGGAGCUGAUGACCCUCCCCGGGGUCACCAGGAUGGUGGCCCAGAACAUCGUGGAGUACCGAGAGUACAUCGGCGGGUUCAAGAAAGUGGAGGACUUGGCGCUGGUGAGCGGGGUGGGGGCGGCCAAGCUGGAGCAAGUGAAGUUCGAGAUUUGCGUGAGCAGCAAAGGAGGCUCUGCCCAGCAUUCGCCCAGCUCGCUGAGGAAGGACCCGAACCCGGAGCACCACCUCUGCGCCGCCAAAGUCAACAUUAACACGGCCACGCCGGCCCAGCUCAUGAGCAUCCGUGGUGUCACGGAGAAGAUAGCCAACAGCAUCGUCGAUUACCGCAAAGAGCACGGGCCCUUCAAAAGCAUUGAGGACCUGGUGAGGAUGGACUGCAUUAACUCCUCGUUCUUGGACAAAAUCAGGCAUCAGAUUUUCGCAGAGAGGUCCCGGCCCCCUUCCACCAAUACCAAUGGCGGCCUCAAUUUCACCGCCAAGCCUCACCCCAGCCCUACCUCUCUGAGCUUGCAGAGUGAGGACUUGGAUUUCCCACCUGGGGGCCCGACCCAGAUUAUAUCCACCCGUCCCACUGUGGAGAUGUUUGGUGGGGUGAGGGACGGCAGGCCUGUGCUGCGGGUGGCCACCUGGAACCUGCAAAGCUGCUCCACUGAAAAGGCCAACAACCCAGGCGUGCGUGAGGUUGUGUGCAUGACACUGCUGGAGAACAGCAUCAAGCUCUUGGCUGUGCAGGAGCUGACUGAUAGAGAUGCACUGGAAAAGUUUUGUAUGGAGUUGAACCAGCCAACUCUGCCAAACAUCCGCAAGUGGAAGGGCCCUAGAGGAUGCUGGAAGGGUGUUGUUUCCGAGAAGCCCUCAGGCCAGCUACAUAAGGGUGUUGAAUAUUCAGGUUUCCUCUGGGACACGACUGCUGGCAUUGAGCUAAGAGAUGCUUCGUGUCAGGAGAAUGCUCACACCAAUGGCAAUGGGAAGCACAUCUAUCCUCAUCAUUAUCUUGCCCAUUUCAAGGUUGGAAUGAAUGAUCUAACACUAGUUAACCUUCAUCUGGCCCUAUCACAUUCAGCUGGAGAGAACACAGGGAAGAAUCAUGAUAGCCACAGAUUAGCAACCUUUGCACAGACUCUGCAGGAAACACUGAAAGGUGAAAAAGAUGUGAUCAUCUUAGGAGAUUUUAAUCAAGCCCCAGACAGCAGCGACUAUGAUCUGUUAAGAAAAGAAAAAUUCCAUCACCUAGUCCCUGCAAACACAUUUACAAACAUCAGCACAAAGAACCCUCAAGGAUCUAAGUCUCUGGAUAACAUCUGGAUUAGCAGGAGCUUGAAAAAGGUUUUCACAGGUCACUGGGCUGUGGUGAGAGAAGGUCUUACAAAUCCCUGGAUCCCUGAUAACUGGUCCUGGGGUGGCGUAGCUUCAGACCAUUGCCCCAUAUUAGCCGAAUUUUACAUGGAAAAGGACUGGAACAGAAAAGACGUGACCCGAAAUGGAAAUGGGGUAACCGUCGAACGUAAUGACUCGAACACGAAACAUGAACGAUGAUGAUGUAGAGCAUGGCCCCUCUGUUCCAGUUUCUGUGGGGACAGGCAGCAGCUCCCUUUGCUUGAGCCUCAACUGUGAAGCAGAAGCAUCUUUCUCUCCUCAUUUAGAAAGCAUCCAGCGCCUGCUCUUGAUGUUCCCUCCUUUGUGCGCCUCACAGAUGAUUUUAGGGCAUCUCAUUGCAAUAGAGCAAUUUGUAACUUUUUCUGGGAACACCAUGGACAUUUCUGUGCCUGGAACUUUGGAUGAGACUCAUACAGAAAAUAAAAUGCACUUUUAAUACUGUACAGUAUCUCUGUUAAAAUGCAAUAGAAAAAAGAUGUGCUUGUAGUUGAUGUUAGCUGAUUCCUUGUAAAGUGCAGCAAUAAUGGAUCCCUCUUCCCACCAAAAGAGUGAGCAGGUAAGGAAGAGACCUUGGAAACUGUCCGUGUUCUUUUAAGUUUGGCUUAGCACUUGAGAGAACUGCUAUGAUGUGUUCUUGAUUGCUUCAGGCGAAAGGGAUUGCACUGGAUGAUUCCCAAGGUCCCUUCCAAAAAAGCAUUAGUCUCUUGCCAAUGUGAUCUGAACUGAGAAUUACACUGGGCUGAACCAAUCCUUUCCAUCUCCUUGUGUAAGCCCAGAGUAAGAUCUGAGAAGCACAGUUCCUUCCUAUUCUCUGGAUCCCUUCCAUUCCCCCACAGUUCUCAUGGGAGUAGGGAAUAUACUUGGCAGAGUAGCACCUUAGAAACUAAUUUGUUCAGAGAGAUGUAAACUUUUGUAGGCUACAGACUACUUUAUCAGAUGCUAUGAAACUUCCAUAGUGUGAUACUCCAGCAACUAGGGGCUACCACCCUCUGCUUCUUCGCUCAGGAGAAAAUAUCAGGUGAGUAUCCCCUGCUCCUAGUUCUUUAACCUAAGAAAGUCUGACUGAGCAAGUCUCUCUGUGUGAUGAAGUUUCUUUCCUAUUACUGUGCCUGCUCUACAGCAAGAGGACUUCAAUCAAUAGGCUGUCAGUCCAGUGACUGCAACCAGGCCGUACCUUUGCACAUGUACAAAGUUAAAAAAUUCAUAAUUAGAGCUAAGCAGGAGAGAGAUUAAAGUAUUGCCAGCUAAAAUGAGCAAUUCAGCAUUUGUGAAAGGAAUGUGUUGAGUCUGAAGGAAUUUGAGUGAUGGCACUGCUGACUGCUCCAGGCUCCAUGGGACAAUUUUCAUGAUUAAUGGAAAGAAAAGGCUUAUAACAUUGUUGUGUGAUGGAGAGAAAGGAAAUGACAACAGCUUUGUAUUCAGGAAGGUUAUAACUGAAUGCUUAAAGGCAAAAUAUGUUAAUCUACUAACAGCAUUUUCACUGUCACAAGUUUUUGAAGUACUGUACUGUCUAAACUCAAACAGCAGUAACUAAGUAGUAUCACUUACAGUCCCCUUGUUAUUUUUGCAGGGGGAAAACCCCUAUUUUAAACAGAUUUUCUUAAUUUAAAGGUUCUGGAAUGAAAUAAAACAAUUUGGACCAGA
Alligator mississippiensis (American alligator) is the source of this 3504-nucleotide messenger RNA. RefSeq names its product endonuclease/exonuclease/phosphatase family domain containing 1 (gene EEPD1). The record is from RefSeq and is a predicted model, not a curated record. Lineage: Eukaryota; Metazoa; Chordata; Crocodylia; Alligatoridae. The coding region runs from base 340 to 2019 and encodes 559 amino acids. The transcript has 7 exons. Gene Ontology annotation, molecular function: DNA binding; catalytic activity. Gene Ontology annotation, cellular component: plasma membrane. Gene Ontology annotation, biological process: DNA repair.